AUGGGAAAACGUCCACAAUCACCAAGCACCGGAAAGUUCAUCGUAUGUUUUGAGCAACAACCAAGUGCAACAAUCAACCAAGUGCAACAAUCAACCAAGAGCAACAAUCAACCAAGAGCAACAAUCAACCAAGAGCAACAACCAAGUGCAAUAAUCAACCAAGAGCAACAAUCAACCAAGAGCAACAAUCAACCAAGAGCAACAAUCAACAAAGAGCAACAAUCAACCAAGAGCAACAGCCAAGUGCAACAAUCAACCAAGAGCAACAACCAAGUGCAACAACCAACAAUCAACCAAGUGCAACAACCAAUUAUCAACCAAGAGCAACAACCAAGUGCAACAAUCAACCAAGAGCAACAACCAAGUGCAACAACCAACCAGAUGCAACAACCAACCAAGUGCAACAACCAAUUGAAACAACCAAAGGCAUCAACCAUGUCAAGCACCUACUUGCAACAACCAACCAAGUGCAACAGCCAACAACCAAGUGAAAGAACCAAUUGCAACAACCAAGUACAGCAACCAAAUGCAACAACCAAACAAGUGCAACAGCCAACAACCAAGGGCAUUAAUCAAGUGAAACAACCAUCCAAGUCCAACAGCCAACAACCAAUUGCAACAACCACAGGCAUCAACCAAGUACAACAACUAACCAAGUGCAACAGCCAACGACAACCAACAUUUUGCAACAACCAAGGGCAUCAACCAAGUGCAGCAACCAAGUACAACAACAAAGUACAACAACCAACAACAACCAAGUACAACAACCAAAAACAACAACCAACCAAGUGCAACAACCAACAACAACAACCAAGUACAACAGCGGACAAAAAACCAAGUGCAACAACCAACCAAGUGCAACAACCAAGUGCAGCAACCAGGUACAAUAACCAAAACAAUAACCAACCAAGUGCAACAGCCGACAAAAACAAUGUGCAACAACUAACAGCAACCAAGUGCAACAGCUGA
Molecule: messenger RNA, 969 nt
Organism: Mya arenaria
Lineage: Eukaryota; Metazoa; Mollusca; Bivalvia; Myida; Myidae
Product: pyrroline-5-carboxylate reductase 1-like
Exons: 2
Coding region: 1-969 (322 amino acids)
Source: RefSeq, a predicted model, not a curated record